Messenger RNA from Neohortaea acidophila, 1850 nucleotides. RefSeq names its product MFS multidrug transporter-like protein. The coding region runs from base 178 to 1815 and encodes 545 amino acids. The record is from RefSeq and is a predicted model, not a curated record. The transcript has 8 exons. Gene Ontology annotation, biological process: transmembrane transport. Gene Ontology annotation, molecular function: transmembrane transporter activity. Lineage: Eukaryota; Fungi; Ascomycota; Dothideomycetes; Mycosphaerellales; Teratosphaeriaceae.
AUGGACCACAGUCGUGCGCAGAUGGCAUCAUUGAACGGCAGGUGCUCGAUUGUCUCCAAUACCUCUCCUCUUGCCCGUCGUGUCCUUUUGAUUCCUUCAUCUAUUGCUUCCAUUGUCGCUCCUGCACUUUCUUACUCUCCAUCAUAUUCAUACUAUUUCGAAUGAAAGUCAACCAGCAUGGCCCGUCAAGCCUCCGUCACUGAUUCAGACUUGUCUAAGGGCUCUGUCCGUGGCAUUGAGGAUGCUGGAGGACUAUGUCGACCCUCUGUCGCAGCUGGAGACAGCAGUGAUAUAAUUGAGAUUGUAGAUUGGGAUGGCCCAGGCGAUCCGGAGAAUCCUUUCAACUGGUCUCGAUCGUACAAGUGGACCGCGACGCUGACCACCUGCUUCAUUUCCAUUCUGACGGGAAUCCCGGCGGGCGCGUACGGGACAGCAGGCCGACAGAUGUCUCGAGAGUUCCACGUCGAUGAAUCCGCCUUCCCAUUCUUAUCUUUCGCUUUGGUGUCCUGGAAUAUGGGCGCCGCCAUCUUUCCUCUGCUGUUCGUGCCGUUGACGGAGAACACAGGACGGAUGCCCGGUUAUUUCGCUUCCUACAUCAUAUUCCUAAUCUUCCUCAUCCCCUCGGCGCUGGCCGAGAACUUUGCCACUAUAGUCGUUACUCGAUUCUUCGGCGGUGGAGCCAGUUCAGUCGCGAUCAAUAUCGUUGGAGGGACAAACACAGAUAUCUGGAAAGGCGAUAAAGAACGCAGCCUCCCCAUGUCCAUCUUCGGCCUGACCAGCGUCGUCGGCAUCGCCCUUGGCCCGUUCGUCGGCGGCAUAAUUCAGCAGCAUCUCAACUGGCACUGGAUCUACUGGAUCCAACUUAUCAUUGACGCCGGCCUCUUACCAUUCUUCUACUUUAUUCUCAAGGAAACACGCGGCGAUGUGGUGUUGGCCAAGCGAGCCAAAAAGCUCCGCAAAGGAGGCCAUUCCAAUGCUUACGCCCGCUCCGAACUCAACAAACCCAGCAUCCCUGAAGCGCUGAAGAUCUCCUUCAUGCGGCCGACGAAAAUGCUCGCGACAGAGUUCGUGGUCACCUCCUUCACGCUCUGGGUCAGUUUCGCUUGGGGCAUCCUGUUCCUCUUUCAAAGUAGCAUCCCCAUCGUCUUCGAGGAAUUAUACGGCUUCGACGUCUUCACCACCACCCUCAUCCAACUCGCUCUCAGCGUCGGAGCAAUACUAGCCUUCACCAUCAACCCCCUGCAAGACAAACUCUACCUCGCCUCCUCCAAACGCAACAUGGAACGACCAGGCAAACCCAUCCCGGAAGCAAGACUCUACUUCGCCGUCCCCGGCUCCCUCCUCUUCACAGCAGGCAUGUUCUGGUACGGCUGGGCGUCAACACCUCACACCCACUGGAUCAUCCCGACACUCGGCAUCGGCUGCGUCGGCAUCGGCGUGUACGCCAUCUACCUCGCCGUGGUCAACUAUCUCGCCGACGCAUACGAAAAGUACGCCGCUUCGGCGCUCUCGGCCGCAUCGCUGGGGAGGAAUGUAUUCGGUGCGUUCCUGCCGCUUGCGACGCCGGCCUUGUAUCGUAAUUUGGGCUUCCAGUGGGCGAGUUCGUUGCUGGGGUUUAUUGGAUUGAUCCUGAGCUUUGUGCCGGUUGUGCUGUUGCUCAAGGGGGAAGCUAUUAGGGCCAGGAGCCCGUUCAUGCUUGAUGCGGCGUACGAUGACAGUGAGAUGGAGGAACGACGAGCGAGUAUUGCGGAAAGACACGUGGUGGAGAGGAAUAUGAGCGCCGUUUUGCCUUGGAGUGAAGUGAGGGCGAUGUGAUUACUCUUCGCGCCACGCAUUGAACAGAGGCACAU